Dreissena polymorpha is the source of this 1758-nucleotide messenger RNA. Its product is annotated as sushi, von Willebrand factor type A, EGF and pentraxin domain-containing protein 1-like. Gene Ontology annotation, molecular function: G protein-coupled receptor activity; calcium ion binding. The coding region runs from base 67 to 1386 and encodes 439 amino acids. NCBI's taxonomy places the organism in Eukaryota, Metazoa, Mollusca, Bivalvia, Myida, Dreissenidae. The transcript is spliced from 9 exons. Gene Ontology annotation, biological process: heterophilic cell-cell adhesion; establishment or maintenance of epithelial cell apical/basal polarity. Gene Ontology annotation, cellular component: plasma membrane; protein-containing complex. The record is from RefSeq and is a predicted model, not a curated record.
UGUACCGCAUGUGGUCGAAGAAGUUCUCCGGACCCCCAACCCCCACCACCGCCACCCGACUGCGGUAUGCCUGGUAAUGUGCGUGGUGCAUCGGUUAGCGUGACGUCAACUCUGCUUGGCGGAAUCGCCACUUACACGUGUAACCUUGGUUACGGUUACACAGGUGGUGACCUCACACGCACGUGUCAGUCCUCGGCUCAAUGGAGCGGAACCGAACCAGUUUGCGUUUAUAUGAAUUCGUGCAACAGCUUCCCUUGUAAGAAUGGCGGCACAUGUACAAACAAGCCCGAGAGUUAUAUGUGUUCUUGUCCUGAUAUCUGGAAAGGAACCAAUUGCGAGCAAGAAGCUAACGUUUGCGCACGCAACCCCUGUGUCAACUAUGUUCGAUGCGAAGAUGGUGGUACAAUCUACACGUGCGUCUGCAAACCCGGAUGGAGUGGCCAAACGUGUAAUACACCAAUAGAUUGUGGUGAUCCGGGUUUAAUUGUCAAUGGUAUCGUGACGGCUCCGGAAACAACCCUGGGAAAUGUAGCUACAUAUUCAUGUAAUGAUGGUUAUAAUGCAACGAUUGGGAACAAGGAGCGGAUCUGUAAUACUGAUGGAAAAUGGAGUGGUCAACCUCUUGUUUGCAAAUAUGCUAGCAGCUGUAGUAGUUCACCGUGUAUGAAUAAGGCAUCGUGCACAAAUCUAAUUGAAAACUUCGAAUGCACAUGUGUUCUUGGAUGGGCGGGAAAAACCUGCAAUGAAGAUAAACAACCACCAAUUGCUUCGAACUGUUCUAAUAAUAUUCGGGUGAACGCGACAGAAAGGUCUCAAUUUGUCUAUUGGACUGAACCAACAUUCUUUGAUCCUAUGGGUUCAGAGUUACAUCUCGUCUCCAACUAUGAGACACCUAGCCACACUUUCCCUUGGGGCGAUUUCACGAUCCAUUACUCUGCCACCAAAAUAAAGAACGCCUUAAGAACUGAGUGUGCAUUUAAUAUCACAGUGAGACCAACACCAUGCGAUUUGCUGCCUGUACCAAAGCACGGAACUAUUCUCUGCAAUGACUGGAGUUCAGAUUAUGGUCAGUUUUGCGUGCUAGCCUGCCAGAGAACGUUCGCACCAAGUCUUCCGGGGAGAUUGGGCACAUGGGUGAUCUGCGGAGAUGACGGAAAAUGGUCCUCUCAACCAUCUGAUUGCUCUUUGCACUUGACAAAUGAGACUAAUAUGUUGCUGUAUCACCCCAACUAUGCUGAGUUUAUGUACGAGCGAAUUAAUGACUAUCCACGAUUCAGGGACAUCUAUCUGAAUCAUAUGAUGAAACAUGAGGAUAUUUCCCAAUUCUGCAAAAUAUAUCCUGGCUGCGAAGGAAGUUCAUCGGUACGGGUGUACAGUGACAGUUGAACACACCUGGGUUUUUUCCGCCGUUCAAGCACAGACAGUUAACAUGACGUCUUAUGUAACCGUCAUGAUAGUAUUAUUGUUGUUCUUAUGAUAAAAAACCGGUUACACUUUUUAGUAAUGGUUAACCGGAAACUGUUUAAAUCAUGAUUGAUAUUCUUUGUCGAAAUUUUGACCAGUUUUUCGCUCUAUCAGAUUUCAUUUUGUUAUAAUUAAUUUACGUCAUCAACGACCAUAAACCUCUGAUGCAAGUUUUCAUGUACAAAGUGAAUUACUGAACUAAUUUUAUUACAAAACAACACUUAAAAAGUUAUAAAAAUGAUAAAUUGAAGUUUUUUUAUUAACUUGUUUUAGAGAACGACGCUUUGCUACGUA